Rattus rattus (black rat) is the source of this 529-nucleotide messenger RNA. It is a transcript of the gene Dydc1, whose product is annotated as DPY30 domain containing 1. NCBI's taxonomy places the organism in Eukaryota, Metazoa, Chordata, Mammalia, Rodentia, Muridae. The transcript is spliced from 6 exons. The coding region runs from base 2 to 529 and encodes 175 amino acids. Gene Ontology annotation, cellular component: Set1C/COMPASS complex. The record is from RefSeq and is a predicted model, not a curated record.
AAUGGAGUCAAGAUACCUUCAGCAGUGCCUGGGGACCUGCCUAACUCAAGGUCUUGCGGAAGUUGCAAGAGUUCGCCCACUGGAUCCCAUUGAAUAUUUAGCCUUGUGGAUUUAUAAGUACAAGGAAAACGAGAGCAUGGAGCAAUUGAGACAGAAAGAACUGAUUGCGUUGGAGCACGAGAGAGAAUUAGCUAUGAUGGAGCAGGAAAUGAUGGAUCGACUCAAAGCAGAGGAACUCUUGUUUCAGCAGCAGCUGGCAUUCCAGUUGGAGUUGGAAAUGCAAGAAAAAGAGAAACAAAAGACAGAAGAUUUCAAGACAGAGCAAGAAAAAUCCACUAAGGACACGCUGAGCACAGAGAGCAUAUUUAAGGGCGAGGAGGCCAUGCCGUCAGAGGAAUCGAUGAUGGACUCCGGCAAAACCCUAGCAGAAAUCAGCGACCGGUAUGGGGCGCCUAACCUGAGCCGAGUGGAAGAGCUGGAUGAGCCAAUGUUAUCCGAUAUUGCCUUAAACAUCGAUCAAGAUCUGUAG